GUUGCCAUAUAAGCUUCGAAGAAAUUACAGUUAAGUUUUCCUUCACCCAUCACUUUUUGACAAGAAUUUAACAAUUGUUAAAUUUGCAUAAGCAAGUUAAGUUCUGAGCAAUAAACGAUUAUGAGCUCGAAAUUAAAGCCGGAGCAAUUAAGUCCCGGUGAGGAGAUGAUGGCACCAGAAUGCAGUUCCACCAACGGCGAUUGUGGCGCCAAGAACGCCGACGAAAAUGCAUCGAAGGAAGUGGAUGGCACAACAGAGACCAUGUGCGAACCUGACAAGCCAUGGAACAAAGCUGAUUUUAUCACCAAAAUGGCACUCCGCAACCAAGAGACUAAUCCAAAGCCCUUGGAGAACCUUAGCAAUGAGAGCUCCUUAGUGCCGCCAUCCCAAGUGGAAGAUACUGCCAAGGAGGCUGCCACCGAUAAUGUAAUCAAAUCGGAGACAGUUCUUGAGGAACAGGGCCAAGAUGUGGACAAGCUUGUAGAUUUGUCUUCAACUUCCUUGGACUCGUACGAAGUUAUCCUGAGCUCAGAUGAAGGGGAUCGUGAGGAAAUAAAUAAAGGCAAAGGAAGCUACAUAGCCUCAAGUGCUCAAACUGUUAACCCACAACAAGAGCUUAAAUCGAAUCAAGCCGAUCGUUUGCCUAAGAAAAUGGGUGAAGAAGUCUCAAUGGGCUUUGAUUUGCCCAAAACAUCCUCAAAAGGGAAUGAAACAGACGCUAAUAAAGAGCUUAAUAAUACCUUUGGGGGCACCUGUGAGCCAUCAUCUACCUCGGAUGUGGCUCAACCUAAUAAAAAACUCAAUGAAACGCACUCCCAGAGCCUCUACGAGAUGCCAUCUACCUCUAAAGCUGCUUAUUCUUCCACCAAAGAGCGAUUUGGAAUGUCUUUGGAGCCAUCAUCUUCUUCGGAUGUGGCUCAACCUAAUCAAAAACUCAAUGAACCGUACUCCCAGAGCCUCUACGAGCUGCCAUCUACCUCUAAAGCUGCUUAUUCAUCCAGCAAAGGGCAAAUUGGGAACUCUUUGGAGCCAUCGUCUUCCUCGGAUGUGGCUCAACCUUCCCAAGAACACCUCUCAUUGCGCUUUAAGGUUGUAAACACAGAAAUUGAUGAAGAAGUGAGCACGACACGUGAUUUUGAGAAGGAGCAAGCCGACCAGGAGGAAAAGGAGAAGGAUGAGGCGGAGGAUGAGCUUGUGAUGCCGUCCUUUUGGCUGGAUCCCAGGCGUUUACGAUCAGUCCCGCCUGCGAAGAAUGUAACCAAGCCUUCGGAGUCCAGUGUGCCUCUCACUUUCUUUGGCAAGCUGCACAAGAACAGUCCCCUCUCCUAUAUGGGUUACGAGGAGUCUGAAUGCAAUGAAGGGAUUGGAAAGCAGAACGUGGAGAACGUGAAGGCUUGUGAAAAGCCUCAGGGAAAUGAUGAUUCUCCUCCCAAGGAAGCUGCACCACAAACGAAUGUGGUAAAGGAGGUGUCAAAGUCGAUGGACGUGAAGGAAAUGAAGGAUUCUUCUUCAUCUUUGGAAGGGCCUCAGAGCCAAGCUUCUGCUCCUCCACAGGAAAAGAAUUCUCCUUCACAUAGCAAUGAUUCUCCGCCAUCACGCAGCAAUGAUUCAACUUUGAUAAACUUUAACAAGAAUUCAACUUUAACUAACAAUGAUACGCCUACACAUGACAAGGAUUCUCCUGGUUCACCCAUCAAUAAUUCUCAUUUGCAUACAAUAGAUUUUGUCUCUUCAAACGGCAACGAUUCGCAUUCACAGAGCAAGAACUCAGCUCAAUUAUAUUGGAAGGUUUCGCCCACACGAAAUCUGGGUUACCGUCAUUCACAUAGCAAGUAUUCAUCUUCAACUGAUGAAACACAGCAUGCAUUCAACGUGAAGGGAAACAUGGAACUGGCAGAGAUAUCCGAAGUGUAUGACCCCGAAUUUCCCGCAUUGGUCACUUAUCUGCCCACCAAGGAGCUAAAUGCUGACAAUCUUGCCAUGAUUAACGCCAUUCCCACUGCCAGGGUUUGUCACAUAAAUAAAUGGCUUUACAGUCAGUCCUUAAAUGCCAACGAGUACGAGCAGGGGGCUAUGGAGGCUCUGCCCGAGUACUCGUUGAUUAUAUACAGCGAUGAUGAUGAAGAGGAGGAGCCGGAUGAGCAGGAGCAGCAGAAGGAGCAGAAGGCUUUGGAUGCCAUAAUAGAGGGUUUCCAAAAUCUGCAACUUAAGGAAGCCAUACCAGAGUGGUGCUUGACCGACUCUGUGUUUUUGGUGGACAAACCCCUGACUGCCAUCUCUCGGGAUUUCAAGCUGCCGACUAUGCCACUUGAGGAGAUAUGCCCGGUGAAGGAUUACCUUAAGAUUCGCGUAACCCAUGUGUACACCCCCUUUCAGUUUUGGUUCAAUGUGGUGGGUCGUGGAAUGUUUGACACUGCAGCUCUUUUUGAUAUGGAAACGGGCAUGAACAUGUUCUACCAGAAUAACCCGAACUUUUUGAGCGCCGUAAUGCCGAAAUGCUUGAUUAAGGCUAAUAACAUUUGUGCCAUUCGUUUGGAUGGUAUCUGGCGUCGGGCUAGAAUCUUGGCUACUCCACCAUCAGGUGCUAAUAGCGUUUCCAUCUAUUACCUGGACUAUGGCUAUUCCACGGAUGUUUUAGCUGCUGAUUUACGCUAUCUAUCGGAUAUAUUUGGUGUAAUGCCAGAGCUGGCCAUUCGUGGAACCCUCGCUUAUAUUCAUCCAUUGGGUCCGCACUGGUCACCGGAUAGUAUGGAACAAUUCCAGCGUCUUGUCAUCGAUCAGGAGCUUUUCGCUCACAUCAUAGAAUUGGAUUUAGUGGAACGUAUCGUUUUCCUACGUAUUUCAAUGAAUGAGGAGUUUUACCCAUCGAUUAAUAAGAUGCUGGUGGAUGCAAAUCUGGCUGGACGCAGUCAUCAUUAUGAUAUGCAGCAGAUUAAGAGCAAUUUUGGAAUACGCCAUCGCUAUUUGAGGGAGCGUCUGCCCAGCCAUGAAAUGCUGGAGACACGCGUCUAUCCCGUGCUGAACGAUGAAUUCGAGGUGGCAUUCAAUGUCAUCAUCUAUAGUCCCUGCUUUGAGAAAUUCAAGGUGCCACGUAUGAAGAAACGCUAUUCUGCCCUCCGCCAAGCGCUGGUCGCUUGGAUGCCGAUCUAUCGUAAGACUAUGAAGAGCUGGGCCCAUCUCUUCAACGAGGCCAAAGCCAAACGAAGGCUGGCACUGAGCGAGGCUCGUGAGGCUUGGCUUUUGCGCGAGAAGGAAGAAAGGGAGAAGAACAGGCGCAUUGAGGAUCUAAUCGAGAGGGUGGAGAUGUUAAAUGAGCGCGAACCGAAGGAUAAGGGUACAGAAAAGGAGGAGAUAUCCCUUCUAUUACGUAAAGAGGAGGAAGAGAAUGCCCUACAGGCUGCAAAUGAUGAGGGUGAAUCCCCACAGGUUGGGAGCAUGGAGGAUAUUGAUUGAUUUAUAUACUUGAUAUAUAUAUAUAUAUGUACACACAAGGUUUUAGAGACCUUUAACAUUUUUGUUAUCAAAACCAGACAGAGGCAUGUUCCUACCAUUUGUAAACUAUAAGCAUUUAGGGUCUUAACCCAAAAAUACAACAGAGGCUUGUAUAAUGCAUGAUUUCUUUAUAUUUA
This is a messenger RNA of Drosophila serrata, 3629 nucleotides long. RefSeq lists its product as uncharacterized. Lineage: Eukaryota; Metazoa; Arthropoda; Insecta; Diptera; Drosophilidae. The record is from RefSeq and is a predicted model, not a curated record.